GUUCUUCAUUUUCACGAACAAGACUAACUUCAUGAGUUAUGGGACUUGUUCGAAGUAUGAUAAACUUGUCAUAUUUCCUUGUCUUCCUAUCUUCCUUUUGUUUAGAGUUCGGCCAUGCCACGGACACCAUCACAGCACUUAACUUUAUUAAAGAUUCUGAAACCAUAAUCUCCAAUGGCGGUAGGUUCGUAUUGGGAUUUUUUAGCCCUACGAAUUCUACUUAUCGCUAUGUUGGGAUAUGGUAUCGUAGAGAUUCCACGACUCGUGCCAUAUGGGUUGCUAACAGGAACAAGCCCCUCAAGACCACCUCCGGGUUUCUUACUAUAGCCGAAGAUGGCAAUCUAGUCGUAUUGGAUGGAGAAAAGACGAUUUUGUGGUCAUCAAAUGUAACAAGUUCUGUUUCCAAUAUGAGCGCACGACUUCUAGAUACCGGGAACCUUGUCUUACAAGAAAACAACACUGGGUUGAUCACAUGGGAGAGUUUCCAACAUCCUUCUGAUUCGUGGUUGGCAGAGAUGAAAGCGGGUACUAAUGCAACAACGGGCAAGAACGUUCGGCUCACAUCAUGGAAGAGUCCGUCAGAUCCAGCCGUUGGAACCUUUUCUGCUGGUACUUACUCUUUUGAUCUUCCUGAGGCGUAUAUUUGGAAUGGUAGCAGCCCUCAUUGGCGCAGUGGUCCGUGGAAUGGUAUGGUCUUUAUUGGAAUACCAACCAUGAAUGGUGGAUAUCUCGAUGGAAUUAAUCUUGUAGAGGACAAAGAGGGAUCAUUCUAUUUUGCUUUUGAUUUUUUAAACAAGUCCGCACAAUUCCAUUACGUCUUGAGUGCAGAAGGAAACGUAUUGAAAGCUUUUUCUAUUAAUGGGAAUUAUUGGGUGGUCAUGUGGUCGUCUUUAAUGUCUGAGUGCGACGUUUACGGCAAGUGUGGGGCAUAUGGACAUUGUAACCCAGAAGAUAAACCGAUCUGCAGCUGCUUAGAGGGGUUUGAACCAAAGAAUAUAGAAGAAUGGAAUAGAGAAGAUUGGACUAGUGGAUGUGUGAGGAGGACACCCUUGCAGUGUAUGAGACUGAGCACAGGUGGUAAAGACGGCAAAAAAGAUGGGUUUCUGGAGGUGAAGAUGAUGAAAACGCCAAGUUUGGCAAAUUUGUCAUCUGUUUUGGAGGAUAGCUGCAGAUAUCGGUGCUUGGAAGACUGUUCAUGUACAGCUUAUGCAUACGUAGCAGGCAUUGGGUGUAUGUUAUGGACCAGAGACUUGAUAGACUUGCGGAAAUUUUCCAGCGGCGGAGUAGAUGUUUAUGUUCGUUUGGCCUAUUCAGAUCUCGAUAAAAAGGAAGAAGUACUGAAAGUAAUCGUGAUAGUCACUGUGGUCAUAGGAAUGGUACUCGUCAUGGCCCUGUGCACUUUAUUCUUAUGCCAGUGGAGGGCUAAACGUAAAGAAAAUCUUGUAGACAACAUGAACCAAGAUAAACUCCAAGAGCUACCAAUAUUCAGUCUUGAGGAACUAGCAAGUGCAACGAACAACUUCCACCAAUCUAACAAGCUUGGACAAGGUGGAUUUGGUCCCGUAUACAAGGGAAAAUUGUUAGAUGGACAAGAAAUUGCCGUAAAACGACUUGCAAGAUCUUCAGGGCAAGGGCUAGAAGAAUUUAUGAAUGAAGUCGUAGUGAUUUCUAAACUACAACACCGAAAUCUUGUUAGACUCCUUGGUGGGUGUGUUGAAGGAGAAGAAAAGUUGCUAGUCUAUGAAUACAUGCCAAACAAAAGUUUGGAUGCAUUUCUUUUUGAUCCAAUCAAACAAGAACUGGUAGAUUGGAAAAAACGUUUCAACAUUAUUGAAGGAGUUGGUCGUGGUCUACUCUACCUUCAUAGGGAUUCAAGAUUAAAAAUUAUUCAUAGGGAUCUAAAAGCAAGUAACAUAUUGUUGGAUGAAGAGUUAAAUCCAAAAAUAUCAGACUUUGGAAUGGCCAGGAUUUUUGGAGGCAAUGAAGACCAAGCCAAUACUGAAAGGAUUGUGGGAACAUAUGGCUACAUGUCUCCUGAAUAUGCAAUGGAGGGGCGAUUUUCAGAAAAAUCGGAUGUCUUCAGCUUCGGAGUGUUGUUGCUAGAGAUAGUAAGCGGAAGGAAAAAUACUCAUUUCUAUCAUGACGAGGGGACCGUGAGUCUUGUAGGACUUGCAUGGAAAAUGUGGAACAUUGACAACUUGGCAGCAUUAGUAGACCCCAAAAUAUCAAGAUCUAGCUUUGAAAAGGAAAUCUUGAGAUGCAUACAUGUCGGGCUGUUGUGUGUACAAGAAUUCGCUAAAGAUAGACCAACCGUAUCUAUUGUUAUUUCUAUGUUAAAAAGUGAGAUUGUUGAUCUACCUUACCCAAGGCAGCCAGGAUUCACUGUAAAUCAGAUUACCUCAGAAAGUGAAUCCUCUUACCCCAAUCAAAAGGUUUGCUCUAUCAACAAUGUCACUGUUUCAAUGGUUCUUGGUAGAUGAUGAAAUGCUAUUGAAAGUCUAAAACUGUCAAUUUGUAUUGAACAGGUUGUAGAAUUUAAACACACUUUCAAUGUA
Juglans regia (Persian walnut) is the source of this 2555-nucleotide messenger RNA. RefSeq names its product G-type lectin S-receptor-like serine/threonine-protein kinase At1g11330. The record is from RefSeq and is a predicted model, not a curated record. The transcript is spliced from 7 exons. Gene Ontology annotation, biological process: protein phosphorylation; recognition of pollen. The coding region runs from base 39 to 2480 and encodes 813 amino acids. NCBI's taxonomy places the organism in Eukaryota, Viridiplantae, Streptophyta, Magnoliopsida, Fagales, Juglandaceae. Gene Ontology annotation, molecular function: protein serine/threonine kinase activity; ATP binding.